CUGUUUUGACGUCUUCCGGUGUGGUCAGCGUACUUGUGCUUACGUGUCUGUCUGCCAUUUGCCGCACGAAAUACGAAAAGAAGGGAUAGACAACAAUAAACAUGACGUUCGGAAACACCUGAGUGGUUUUAUAACUUUCAGUAUUAGACAUCUUCAAGCACCACGAGUAAAGACAAGUCCAUAAAUUAUGGCUGUUACUGUUAGAGGGACAAUUCUCACAGUUUUGCUGUGUUCUUGUGUUCUGUUGGUCGGGUGUUCGCUCCCCGGUGUGGUGGACAACGAAGAUGGGACGGGGACCAUCACAAUGACUGCCAAUGUGGGCGAGGAAGAUGCACACAGUCCCUUUCUGCCCGACAGCCUAAGAUGUGAUGCGUGUAGAAUCAUCGCUCAUAUGCUGUACAUACGAUUUGACAAACAACACAACAAAAUGAAGUCAUUGAUUGAAAAAGUUGGACGUUUGAGAGAAUCUGAUGUGAUGGAUAUCAUUGACUCAGUCUGUGAAGAUAGUUUUGAAUCUAUCGGGGUGAAGGAAGUUAAUGGACGAAAGCGACUGUCUGGUCCGGGUUUGGAGACUAAAGACAUUCCAGGCGUGAUGCAAGGUGGUGGCAAGUGGCCGUACAGACUGCGGUCAAUGUGUGGCACGUACACUGGUGACGUCGGAGAGGAGGAGAUUUAUUCAGCGUAUUUAGAGCACAGGGAGAACCUGGUUGACUUUCUGUGUCGAGGAACGGGUGUGCGGGCAGAUUGUGUCAAGGAAAAUCAGAAAUCAAACGAGUCGAAAAGUGAAGAGAAGGAAGAACUUUGAUAUAAAACUUUGCCGAAAAAUAUUUAGCUUAAUAGUUUUCUCAAAAUUUCAUCAAAUGAAGUGAGUUGAAAAGUGAAGUAUGGAAGGAUAGAGUGAAAACAGGGAAGAAAUUUAUGUCAUAAAAAAACUUGCCAAAAUAUUUAGCUUAGUAGUUUUAUAAACAGAAUUUCCAUCAGUUGAAAAAUUAUGAAAAUGAAGAAAAAACUGAAGACAUGGAAGAAAUGUGAUGUCAUAAAAUAUUUUUCCAAAAUAUUUAUUUUAGUAACUUAGUAAAAUGACUUAAAAAGUGAAGAAAAGAUACAUGUAUCUUAAAAUCUUGCCAAAAUAUUUAGCUUACUGUAAUAGUUUUAUCAAAAAUUUAUGAUGUCAGAUUGUGUUAUUGAUAAUCUACAAUUGUGAAGUGUUUAACAAAUAACGGUUUCUUCCCUUAAUUUUCAAGGAUAGAACAGGGUAUAAUAUGAUAAAUGUACAUAUCAUUUGCAUAUUUGUAAAAUUAAUAUCUAUGUUAAAUAUGCAACAUUCAACACAAUGUGCUAAAAUCUAUGAUGGGGAAUAGCACUAUCAAAACACCAUAGGCCGAAUUUAUGAAGACUAUUUUUCAUAAACGCAGGUGUUUAAGCAUUGUAAAUGUAUGUUACACACGUGCCAGACAUAAACAGGCUUUGUAAAUUCAGCCCUAUGAUUUUAAAUUGAAUAAUAAGAAGCCAAAAGCACAUAAACUGCCUUUUAUUAGUUUUAAACAUAAUUAUACAUUAUGCACAAUAUAUAAAACUAUUUUAUUUCCAAAUAAUUUUUUCACAUUACUCCAUUGCAGCUAUAAAAAGUAAUAUGUAAUGAAUGCUUAGAUCUUAAAAUACUCGUAUAUAUGUUUUAAUAGUAGUAUCCAAAUGUUAAAAUCUACUGUGUGCUAUGGAAUUUUGAAAGUCGCGGAGUAUUAAUCCAAAGAGAAUUGGUGCAAAUUUUUUAGAAGAAAGUUAGGCCAAUUUUGAAUGGUCCGCCAAAAAAUAAAGAAGGGAGCUACCUAUAGUUUUGAAAGAUUAGUAAGCCGAGAGUAGCUCGUUAAGAGGACCUAGAUUGCAUUGAAUUGCCUCCCUAGGUUGCCCAUAGGGGCCCUUUAAAGGGACGUCACCUCCCUUUAGCAUGUCAAUUUAUACUCAACACAAUUUAGGGCCAGGAGACUUUUGGUAAUUCAUUGGAAGUGUCAAAUUAUUUUAGCAAGUUGAUGACUUCUUCACAUUGUUUCAGUAAAAUCUGAAGCAUGAUACAAGACAACAUCUUAUUUGUGAAACCUACUGAAUUGCACAUUUGGUUAGGAUUCGUUACAUGUUAGCUCAUAACAAUAUUUGUCAUUUUGUGUGCUCUAAAUUGUUGUCUAAAUCUAAACGGAAGAAUUUGGUUUUUUUUCUCUAUAUUUAAAGCAAAAUAGUGAAUAUAUCUACUGCCUCUCAAUUAAUUUUGUUGAGUAUAUACGGUGUCAGUAUGAUAAUAUCUUAAAUGUUGUCCCAUAAGCAAUUAAAGGCAUAGUCACGGAUUUAAGACCUUAUUUCUCUAAAAAUGGAUAAUAAAUAAAAAUUGCAUUAAUUGUUGGAAACCAAAUCUAGCUGUCGCAUCUCCGUAACUGAACCAUGAUGGAGGGAAAUCCAUGUCAUCCCUCUCGGCAA
Molecule: messenger RNA, 2466 nt
Organism: Gigantopelta aegis
Lineage: Eukaryota; Metazoa; Mollusca; Gastropoda; Neomphalida; Peltospiridae
Product: marginal zone B- and B1-cell-specific protein-like
Exons: 4
Coding region: 188-805 (205 amino acids)
Biological process (GO): regulation of B cell proliferation
Cellular component (GO): endoplasmic reticulum chaperone complex; extracellular region
Source: RefSeq, a predicted model, not a curated record